This is a messenger RNA of Neopsephotus bourkii (Bourke's parrot), 426 nucleotides long. RefSeq names its product claw keratin-like. Gene Ontology annotation, molecular function: structural constituent of cytoskeleton. The record is from RefSeq and is a predicted model, not a curated record. Gene Ontology annotation, cellular component: intermediate filament. The transcript has a single exon. Bases 1 to 381 code for a protein of 126 amino acids. NCBI's taxonomy places the organism in Eukaryota, Metazoa, Chordata, Aves, Psittaciformes, Psittacidae.
AUGUCCUGCUCCAGCCUGUGUGCCCCUUCCUGUGGGGUGGUCGCCCCAUGCCCGCUGGCUGACACCGCCAACGAGCCCUGUGUGCGUCAGUGCCAGAGCUCCUCGGUGGUGAUCCAGCCCCCAGCCACGGUGGUCACCUUCCCCGGACCCAUCCUCAGCUCCUUCCCGCAGCACAGCGUUGUGGGCUCAGUGGGAGUCCCUGCCAUUGCUGGGGGCUCUGGUGGCAGUUAUGGAGGCCAUGGAGGAUUUGGUGGCUAUGGAGGCUUUGGGGGUUAUGGGGGCUAUGGAGGCCUUGGUGGCUAUGGAGGCUUUGGGGGCUGUGGAUAUGGAGGCUGGGGCCGAGGCCUCAGGUCCUUCGGUGGUUGGUGUGGGAGUUGCUGAGCCCCACCCGGGUCCAGCCACAGAUGACAGAGAGCUCCAGGAAAG